Messenger RNA from Sceloporus undulatus (fence lizard), 1935 nucleotides. It is a transcript of the gene NMI, whose product is annotated as N-myc and STAT interactor. Bases 191 to 1387 code for a protein of 398 amino acids. Gene Ontology annotation, cellular component: cytoplasm. The record is from RefSeq and is a predicted model, not a curated record. NCBI's taxonomy places the organism in Eukaryota, Metazoa, Chordata, Lepidosauria, Squamata, Phrynosomatidae. The transcript has 10 exons.
AAAGGGCUGGGCUCCUUUUCUGGGAGGCAGCAAAGUUUUGCAGGGAGGGAUCAUCUGACUCUCUGUGGCCUCUUCUUUUCUCUGCUAGAUUUCCAGCAAAGUCCAACAGCCUUUUUCCUUCUACUUUCUUUCAUCCAGGGCUGGAGCCCAUCCCAAAGUCCUGCCGCCUGACUGAUCUUUUGCCCUGAGUAUGGAGGGAACUGAAAUUCCAGAAACGUUUGUAAAAGAGACAGGAUAUACUAAAGAUCUGGAAACACUGAUGGCAAAUGCUAUUUUGGAAGAACGUGAGACUUCAGGUCAAGCUGCAAAUGCAACUGAAAAACAGAAAGAACUAGAAAAAUGGAAGGAGAAUGUUGCAAAAGCUGAAAAUCUCAAGUCUAACAUGCUUCUUUUAAAACUUGCUGCUGAUGAGAAGAGACGGAAUCAUCAAGAUAAACUGAGAGAACUUAAGGACCGGGAAAACAAAAUAGUUAUGGAAAUAACGAGAACCCAGGAGGACUGUAAGAGGACGCUUUCUGGUAUAAAUGAGCAAAACGAUCUGCUGAGAAGGGAGAUUCAGGCUCUUAAAGCCAAAUGUGAAGCAAAGAAUGCUAAGUGUGGAGAGUUUGCACAGAGCUUUCAGCUUAAACGAGACAUACCAGAGAAAAAAAUGAAGUGUACACAUCUGGAAAACAUCGAGAAUGAAGAUGACUGUAUGAACAUAUCCUGCCUUUUUCAUAUAACUCCAAAAAUCCCAUUCAGGCUGAACCAAGGAGAAGCUCUCAUCACAUUUGAACAAGAAAGUGUUGCCCAGGAAUUGAUUAAAAAGCAUUCUCACACUGUGCAAAUGGAAAAUGAGAAGAUACGUCUACAAGCUCUGCCUGUUACUCUGGAAACAGGAGUAGUAUUUGAGCUCCAUUCUAAGAUCUCUCAAAGAAACCUUCACGUUUCUAACAUCCCAGACCUAAACAUCCCUGAGGAGUGGAUGCGAGACAAGUUGGAAUUGCAUUUUUGCCAAACUAAAUUGGGUGGAGGAGUACAAAAGGUGGCCUAUGACUCACGGUCCCAGAUGGCUCUCAUUACAUUUGCUGAACCUCUAGAUGCUAAUGAUAUUGCAUGGUUUGGGCCAUACUCUUUCCAUACAAGUGGUUGGACUCUUUCAUUCUUGGUUUCCCCUGUCACACAGAGUCAUCUGGAACAAUUUCAGAUAUUUUCUGGGAUUUCCAAGAAGACAAUCUUAUUAACAGGGAUCAAGGUUGAAGGCGAAGAUGAAGAGAGUGUGGAAGACUUGAUUGUGAUCCACUUUCAGAAAGCUAGUAAUGGUGGUGGGGAAGUUGAAAGCAUCAAAUAUGCUUCAAAAGGAAACCAAAUUGCUUAUUUUGAGAAUUAUGCAGAUGAUGUUAUAUGACAAACUGAUGAUGAAGUUGAAUAUUAUGGCUUAUUUCCCCAUUUUGUGAAGGGCUUCAUAGAAUGUUACAGUAACUUUAAAAAAAUUACUCUGGAUAGUGUGACUAAUGGAUUUCUGGUAGAAGAUUAUGUUGAAUAAAUACCCAUAGUUCUCAUCAGUUAAGGACUGAAGGUUCAAUACUCGGAUGACAGCCCAACUGUAUUAAAUGGGGCUUCCUCUCAAGCAAGUAAGCAAGUGUCCGCAGGACUGCAGCCUAAGUCCAUUGAAUCAGUGAGAAAAAAAAUUAGUCAUGUUUAGUAUAAGUUCCAUAGAUUUUUGGGGUCUACUCUAGAUAUCACUAGACUUAAGAUAAUAUAAUGUAAUCUAGUUAUUAUGUACUUUUACAUAGAUUGGAGCCCAGGUGUUUACCUACACAAACUACUGUACAAGCAGCUCAAUUACAUUUUUGCACUUUACUACUGUACAAGAAGCUCAGUUAUAUCAGUUUUGAUGUGAAUACUCUGUGGGCUGGCAGUAUCAAAGAAUAAAGUUACUUUUUUGAUCUGCAA